Alligator mississippiensis (American alligator) is the source of this 1504-nucleotide messenger RNA. Its product is annotated as ral guanine nucleotide dissociation stimulator-like. The transcript is spliced from 9 exons. The record is from RefSeq and is a predicted model, not a curated record. Lineage: Eukaryota; Metazoa; Chordata; Crocodylia; Alligatoridae. The coding region runs from base 1 to 1446 and encodes 481 amino acids. Gene Ontology annotation, biological process: signal transduction.
AUGAACCGCCACCGCACCCGAGAGCUGAUGCCCCAAGCAGGCAUCCAGGACGGGCAGGAGCAGCUAUGUGAGAGCACAGACUGGAGGACCUUGCAGGCUCAAUGGAGGCAGCAGCUGCAGCUGCAGGCCAUGCAGAAAAAUGUGGAUACUCUUCUGGAGGAUUUCGAGAACAUCCAUGCAUUUUUCUUGACAUACAGGACCUUUGCCUCUCCUGGCGAGGUCCUAGAAAUGCUCCUCAGCAGGCAUGGAAAGCUGGAGACUUCGAGCUGCAGAGGAGAUGAAAGUCCAGCUUUCUCAGCAAACUCCAGGGCAGUCCUCAGGAAUCCAGUCAUCUUCUUUUUGAAAAUCUGGCUGCACUUCAGCGCUGAAGAUUUCAGGGAGCCGCCAAAGCACCUCACUCUGGAGAAGGUGAUAGCCCACCUUCACAAAGAGGUCCCUGGCUCUGAAACUGAAAUGGAGGCGAAACAUCUCCUCCGCCAGUUGAAAAACGUAGGAGAAAAUGAGAGCCAGCCCGGGGACCAUCCCGAGGACCAUCCCGAGGACCAGCCACAGGAGCAGCUGGGAGAUCAGCCUGGGGACCUGCCUGAGGUCCAGCCCGGGGAGCAGCCCAAAGGCCAGCCCGGGGAGCAGCUGGAGGACCAACCUGGGGACCAUCCUGACAACCAGCCGGGGGACCAGCCCAGGGACCAGCCCAAGGGCCAGCCAGGGGACCUGCCUGAGGUCCAGCCCAGGGACCUGCCUGAGGUCCAGCCCGGGGAGCAGCCUGAGGGCCAUCUGGGGGACCGACCUGGGGACCUGCCCGAGGGCCAGCCUGGGGACCUGCCUGGAGUCCAACCCAAGGGCCAGCCCGGGGACCAGCCUGAGGGCCAGGCCGGGAACCUGCCUGAGGUCCAGCCCAGGAAGCAGCCCAAGGGGCAGCCCAGGGAGCAGCUGGAGGACCAACGUGGGGACCAGCCCGAGGGCCAGCCAGGGGACCAGCCCAAGGACCAUCUGGGGCACCGACUUGGGGACCUGCCUGGAGUCCAGCCCAAGGUCCAGCCCAGGGACCUGCCCAGGGACCAGCCCAAGAACCUGCCUCAGGAAAAGAACGGAGAAGCCCGUAUCGUUCGCUGCACAUUGCAGAGCGGCAAAGGUGCUGCAUACAAAGGUAUUCUGUUAACCAGCCAAGACAGGACUGUAGACGUCAUUUCAAAAAUCAUGACAAAAUACCAUCUAGACGUGGAGGAAGCAGAAAAGUACCAGCUUGUGCAGGUCAUUUCAGAGCACAAAGAGCUAGUCUUCCCGCAGGGAGCAAACGUGUUCUCUGAAAUGAACAGCCAGGGCAAUGCAGACUUCAGUAUAAGAAGAAAACCAGCUUUUGUUGUCACCCCAGGGCCUGCUGAAAUCAAGAAAAAGAGGAGGCGCCUACCUCGCCUCUUUAGAGGCAGCAGGCUCAGACCUGAAUGAAAGCUUUUUAAAAGGGAGCUGACAUAAAUAACACCGUCAGGCUGGGGGACACUGGGAA